AUGUUCAGCUCCCGAGUGUGAGUUUCUGUCAUUCUACUUUUGCUUCAUUUUAUCCUGACUUUGGCAUUUUCGAGCUUUUCCAUAGUUCUAGUGACUGAUCUUGAAAAUUAAAAAACCAGCAAAUAGGUUCACCUAAAGCAUAAGAGCUUUUUCUACCUCAAACUGUCAAAAAAAAAAAAGAGAAAGAACGUCUUGUCUUCAGCAUGAUCAUCGCCGUCGUCGCCGCUCUCCUGGCCCUCGGUCAGGCUCAGGUCGUCGUCCCAGCCGCCUACGAAGCCGUGGUUCCAGCCGUGUCGCCGUUCUACGCUGCCUACUCGCCAUACUACGCCGCGGCUGCCUACCCGGCCUACUACGCCUGGGGAUCCAACAAGGCGAGUUGUAGAUGAUUAGAGUUUCCUGAAAGUUCCGGUUUUUCGCGAAUAAUCAGAGUUCUUUAGAUCUUCAAACCGUUCUAAAAAACCGUCAGAAACUCUUGGUUUUUCAGAACCUACUUUUUCUGAUUUCAGAUGAUUUGGAUGAUUCAAAUUAGAAAAUUCCUGUUAGUACUCCAUUUUUCAGGAUUAUUAUGAUAUCGCAAAGCAGUAGAUGAUCUGACUGUUUUAAGAAAGUUGUAGAUGAACAUAAUGUUUGAAAAUACUUGUAAAAGCUCUAUGACUUUAGUUUUCUAGUGGUUCUGUUACCAGGUAAACAGUUUGAAAAUUUUCGUGUGAUUUUUAGAAAUUUCUCAAAUUUUUCUCUUUUUCAGGGCAAAUCUGACUCUGCGCCAGCUCCUCCAGCUUCUUCGCUCCUGAACAACCAGCGUCCUUGA
Messenger RNA from Caenorhabditis auriculariae, 808 nucleotides. The record is from the annotation of a GenBank genome assembly. Lineage: Eukaryota; Metazoa; Nematoda; Chromadorea; Rhabditida; Rhabditidae.